This is a messenger RNA of Exophiala mesophila, 222 nucleotides long. RefSeq lists its product as uncharacterized. The transcript has a single exon. Bases 1 to 222 code for a protein of 73 amino acids. NCBI's taxonomy places the organism in Eukaryota, Fungi, Ascomycota, Eurotiomycetes, Chaetothyriales, Herpotrichiellaceae. The record is from RefSeq and is a predicted model, not a curated record.
AUGACGCUUGAUUCAGAACUGGAGCUAGUGAUUGCAAGAUCCUCCUCGACACUCCUGGGCUGGAACCAGGGAACUAAAACUCUCGGGAUAACCAUGUGGUACACAACAACCUCUCUACAGAGAUAUCAGGAGCUCAUCGUCGCUGAACGAGACGAUGUUUCAAACGCCAAGCCAGGAAAAUGCCGCUGGAACGGCGAUGGACAUGCACUGACAUUGGACUAG